Messenger RNA from Penicillium brasilianum, 962 nucleotides. NCBI's taxonomy places the organism in Eukaryota, Fungi, Ascomycota, Eurotiomycetes, Eurotiales, Aspergillaceae. The record is from the annotation of a GenBank genome assembly.
CUCGGACCAGACUUUUGUUCCAGUCGCAUCCACGCAGGGGAACGCAUACCCACUUCUAUCUCUCUACAUUUUUGUCGAUCAACCCUCCAUUCUCAUUCUUUAUCUCUACUUCGCUCCCGUUUAAUCUUCACCUCGAGUCAAUAUGAGUGGCAUGCAACACGGUCUUGGGGGCCUGGGCAACAACCAGGCCGGCAUGAGCGAGCAAGAACAGGCUAUGGUUAAGAUGAUGCAAGCCGGUAUGGAGUCGUGCCCCGUCAAGACCGUCAUCUCCGGUACAAUGGGUUUCGCACUUGGUGGUGCCUUCGGUCUCUUCAUGGCCAGUAUGUCCUACGACUCUCCCCUCACCCCUCAAGGCCGCGAAAUUGCCGACCUCCCCUGGCGCGAACAAGUCCGCCGCGGCUUCAAAGACAUGGGCAAACGCUCCUUCUCCUCCGCAAAGAACUUUGGUAUCGUCGGUGCCCUCUACUCCGGAACCGAGUGCUGUAUCGAAGGCCUCCGCGCCAAGAAUGAUUUGACCAACAGCGUUGCGGCGGGCUGUAUGACUGGUGGUAUCUUGGGCGCGAAGGCCGGUCCGCAGGCCGCAGCUUUUGGUUGUGUGGGCUUUGCGGCGUUUAGUGCUGCUAUUGAUGCUUAUAUGCGUAUGCCCUCGGAAGAGUAAAGUGGGGGUGAUCUUGCUUCGUGGCGAUACCCCUGUGACUUUACGCUGCGUUGUGUGUUGCGUUUCUUUGACUUUGUAUACUAUCAUGGCGCUUGGCGAAUUUGGGAUAGACUGGAGCAUAGAGGGCGUUUUGUUAUAUUUUGUUUUCUUUUCUCUUCCUGUCUCAUUUUUUUGGUGCAGGUGAUUGCAGGUGAUCGUUGAUCGGGCUUUCUUGUGCCUUGGCUGUUUGUCUAUCUUCAAUCAGGAGCUUUUCUAUGCGCGGAAAAUCUGCAGCAUCUCCCUUCUUUUACUUGACUUUGCCAUU